Rotaria sp. Silwood2 is the source of this 309-nucleotide messenger RNA. NCBI's taxonomy places the organism in Eukaryota, Metazoa, Rotifera, Eurotatoria, Philodinida, Philodinidae. The record is from the annotation of a GenBank genome assembly.
AGCGAUGAAAAAACCUACACGGCUGCUCUCAAUGAAGUUCAAUUUGAUCCAUACACUGUCGAAGGUAUUCCAAGUACCAAUCCGAUCUGUCAAAAGAAAGCUAUUGUUAAGGAUGCCAAAGGUGAAAUAGUGGUACGAUUUGUUGAUCGCUGUCGCGAUUGUAAAAACGGUAAAUGCAUUCGACUUCAUAAUAUUGAUGAUUUUACUGGAUCCAUUCUAGGUGAUAUCGGCCUGACUUAUGAUGGUUUCAUGACCGUGGCUGGUGAACUUGGUGAUGGUCAUACCGACAUCACAUGGCAUUUUCUUUAA